This is a messenger RNA of Odontomachus brunneus, 1855 nucleotides long. RefSeq lists its product as uncharacterized. NCBI's taxonomy places the organism in Eukaryota, Metazoa, Arthropoda, Insecta, Hymenoptera, Formicidae. Bases 702 to 1142 code for a protein of 146 amino acids. The record is from RefSeq and is a predicted model, not a curated record. The transcript has 2 exons.
UACGCGACCCACACGCGCGGCGCAGCGUGUAUCUGUCUGCCGUCAAGUAGUCGGAGACGUGCGCGUGCGCGCGAGCGCGCACAGCGCGAGAGAGCGCAGCUGGUUUGGAGCGGCGAUAGCGAAAGAGCGCACGAAAGAAACGUUAAUUACCGGCAUUACCCGCUAGUCAGCCGUAAAAUGUACCACGGCGGCGCGGCCGGCUCUCUAACGCUGCAAGGCGGACGGGGCGGGACGGGGAGAGCACGAAAACAUAGAGUCCCCGCGCCGGACCGCGACGAAAUAAUACACUCGCCCUGCUCAAUGAGGAAUUAAGCGUAAACGAAUUACGCACGGCGCACCGUCGCACGGUGGGGUCGUUGUGGGGGAAAAUUGUCUCGUUUGCGUUACUCCCAACGCUCCUUUUCUCUCCUCCCUCCCCUGUCGUGCGCUCGAAUUCUGAAAGAAAAAACAAAAGAGAAAGGAAAGAAUAAUUGAACUGGAGUUCUUCCCGGAUGUAACAGCAUAGUAAUUAUAAUCAUUUUUAUUAAAAAGAUAAAAAUGAGCCAGAAAUACGUGGGCCAAAUAGUAUAUUUUCUAGAAUUCUACAAGUAAAAAGUGAAACUAUAGCAAUUUGCAAUGACAAAUUUAUCUUUAACAGAAUUCGCAAUUCCAGAUGUUGUCCCUGGAAAAAGUAUGACUGAAUUGGAUCUCAAAAGCGUCAGAUGGAUUCUAGUGGAUUCUCACAAGGGAACACCGCGAACCCGAACUCUUUGAUUUUGAUACACUUUUUGACGGCAGCAUCGCUCUCGCGGGCGGCCCGAAGACUCAUCGGCCCGGAAACACGUCGCAUCGACUGCCGUCAGGAGUUAAAUCUCGGCGAGAAUUUUAUUUCCGAGAUCUCCGUUCCCCCGCCCGACGAGGCCCGGCGAGACUCCAUUAAGUGCGCGACGAGCGGAGAGAGGAGGAAGGAGAAGCGGCUGCUCAGGACCGAUUGUUCCUUUCGGUCGAGUGAAAAAUUCUCCCUUCGCCUCUCGCCGGUGAGCGAACCCUCUCGGAAAAAGGGGAUAGGAUGUGCCAGGGUAAGGCCAAGGGUGGAGGGGAAUCUCCUUAAAACGAGGCAAUCUUCCGCGAUCCGCCGUAAAAUUACACGGAGGUUUUGGUGAUGAACAUUUUGCCGCGCAUCCAGACGAGAGAUCUCAUCCCCCUCCCGGUCUAUAGUCACCGCAUUAAGCUUAUCGCACCCGGCAUUGUCGGGGCUGAAACACACGCCGAUGGGCAAUCGCUGAGAAUCGUAGGAAGAUGCGUGUACACGCGUCGUUCGGACCGCCACCUCGCCGUUUCACCAAAGGAUCGUCCCGUGAACAACGGCUCCGGCUAUUCGGAGCUGCUCGAGCAGCAAAAUGUGGAGAUAAGUCUGGGAGGUACCAUAAAGUCAUUCGCCUCCGCUGCUACCCGCUCGCUGCAAAACUACGGGCAGAACUUUGAAAGGGAAAUUCGAGCGGCUGGGGCCGAGCGGCGAGUGAGCGAGCAGCGUUCUCGCUGGCAAGAAGCCCGGUGAUGCGCUGAGUUAGCUGUUAAUGUUCCGAAGAGAGCGUCCAAAUAGAGACGCCGCCAGUGAAUAGUUUAAUUAACGGCGAGCGCGAAGGAAACACACUCCCGCCCCCGCGCGCCGACGGGGCCGUAAUCGCGGCGCUUUCUGCGCGCGAUUCCCACGCGCGCGCCUCGCGACUCCGCUGGAAUGAAUAUUAGUGGACUAAGCUUCAAUAAUAAAUCCUACUAUGUUAAAGUGAAUCAGUGAAUAGCCACUGAUAUCAGUUAUAUGUAAAGCACUGAGCAGUUUCAGUGCUGUACUUAUAACUGCAAAUCAGUGUAUAUU